GUACAGACAGCUGCUAGAAGGAAAGAGUCGUGCAAAAGAACAGGGAAGACGAAGAUCCGUACAACCACCAGGAUUAAAUUCCGAGAAACAUUCUGGUGCCUCGGCCUCCGUUCUGGCGACCCGGCAUUCAAUAGUACUUGCUACUCACUACAUUCUUGCAACACAGAAGAAUGCGCGUCACGGUUCUCGGCGGGGCCGGUAGCGUGGGGCAGCCACUUUGCCUUCUGCUCCAGGCGAACGAGAGAAUUACGGAGCUGCGAAUAUGCAAUACAAAUCUCCUGUACAACGACACGACGUACAAAAUGCAUCACAAAUUUCGCCCCCAACGCCAACUUGUAGGUACUUACCACACCAUUUGUCGUGCGGAGUCGGAUCGAACAAUCGAAACGUUUGUCUUUGUCAUGCAGAAGCCGCAUAAUUUAGAUUUCUUUGUUUUUGUAAGUACGUCUGCGUGUAGUUCUACGGAGAAUUCCCUAUGGAUACCGAAUAUUCGACGUUCACAACGACACAACCGAGGGCCUGGCGCUGGAGCUAUCUCAGCUACACACCGGAUGCAAAAACGUACAUGAUUUGCUCUUGAUCAUGCACAUAUGCAAAAACGUGCUUUCAUCGAGAAAGUGCUUCUCCUCGCCGGAUGCAGAGGCACAUGUUUCGACGUAGAGUUCUCGAGUGGUUUAUUCUCUAAGAGCAGCGUACCAUAUCAUUAUCCAUCUCCUUUCCGUAUCCAUCUUUCAAGAACUACAAUUUAUCUAUCAGAACAGCACUGAUUAUACAUCAGCAUCAUCAUCCAAAUUUCCACAAAGGUCUCCUCGUACGCCGGCAUGCGCAACAUCCAGAAGGCGCUACAAAAUGCCGACAUUGUCGUGAUUGCUGCGGGAGUGACGCACUUGCCAAAUGUGUCCCGGGACCAGUUAAUGACCAUGAACGCGAAAAUCAUCAAACAGUUGUCGGAGGCCAUUGCCAUGCACGGUAGUGCAUCCAGGCCGGUGGUUAUCGUAAGAAAGAACUGUCUCAAUGUCAGUUUUCUCAAACCUUUGCAAGAACAGCAAUACAAAUUACCUCAGCAUGACACGCAAAAGAACUACCUGUGAUGUGUCAGACACAUCACGUAGGGAAAACGCAUUAUGGAGGACGCGUUUCUUGUUCGCUCUAGCUGCAUAUCGAGCAUGACAAAAAAGUGUCUCGAGGAAAUUCCGCAUUGCAAGUUGAGACUGAGACAGUUUUUUUUCUUGCGAUAGUGGUUUGCAUCUUGUCCGAUCGAGAAUUCCUAGCGCAAAAGGUGGCGAUUGUCUCCGAAGUGCUGAAGUUUCUAUCCUGUGCAAAAGUACCGUACUCGUAUUCAUUGUAAAUGUAAUCAUGCAUUACAAAUCUUUUUCUUAAGGUAGAUCAGCAUUACAGAUUUGAUUUCUCAUGCUGAGGAAAUUUGUAAUGCAUGACUUGAUACGAGUGCGAUACCAUGUUCGCACUUCAUAGUUUCACGGGGUCUACGAUCCGCGAAAGCUGUAUGGAAGCGUCAGGAUUGAAAUCGUCAGAGUUGAAAUAAUUUCUCAUGCAUAAAUUGAAAGGCAUCAAGUGCCUCUCUUGCAGGGGCGGCAAGUGAGGCCGACUGUCAGCCUGUUUGGGGUCUGCGGUAGAGCCGCUGAAGUAGCAUGACAAAAGACGCCUUCUGUCCCAAAACAGCAUGACAAACUGGAUUUAGACAUGGCCGAAAUUUUUCAUGCGCCGCUUCUUGAAAAUUGGGCUUCCGACUGGUAUCGAUUUCAUGCAUGGCAAAUCAUUUCAACUUUGUCGAUUUCAAACCUGACACUCCCAUAAGCUGCUCGGGGUAACCACGCUGGACGUGAUUCGGGCGAAAAGGCUGCUGCAGGACUACUAUUUAUUUUCGAGUUCUUCUGGUUCUGGUGCAACUGCUUCUUCUCCGAGCAAAAACGCCGGAACAACAGGCUCUAGCGGAACUGCAAGUGCGGAUGGUGUUCCUCCUCCGCCUUCAGCGUGUAGUGCCAGAACCCUGCCGAUGGAAUCCAUAGUGGUGGACGUGAUAGGUGGACACGAGGGGAAAACGAUCGUUCCGCUUUUGAGCCAGGUAAGCAUAGCUUUGAGAUUGAGUGUACGAUUACGAAACGUCUUCUACAUAGAAUCUUCAUGGUCUUGUUUGUGAACAAAACAGAUCAUCAUAGAUGGAACCUAUAAUAUUGAUGAUGUCCAUAUGCUUGGUUGAUCCUGUCGGAUGGUUGUCUACGUCGAAAAAUAAACCAUUAUAUAAUGGUGUUCUUGGUCAUGGUCUGCUAUUAGAAGUGUAGAAAAACUACUUUAACCCUUCUCGAUCUUUUCCUCUCCAGGCUCAUUGCGUCCCUCCCGACUCCGCGGGUGGUCCUCCGUCAAGUCCGAGUCCGAGUGCGAGUAACUCCACUUCUCAGCAUACGAGAGUACACAACUCGUCCCCCUCCCCCUCAUUUGUAUGGCAUGAACAGCAAUACAAACACUAGCACACGUGGAGCCUGGUCGUGCGCACGACAGGUUCAUGUGCGUAGUGUAGUACUGGUUCUUGGGCUUCCGAAAUUUGUCAUGCAAACAGUGCCACAAGCCAGCACUUGGAUUUGGUAUUUUGCAUGACAAAUCAUGAAGAGAGGGACUCUACACUCUCAUACAACAGCAGCCUGUGGAGGUCGUCACCGUGACAACCGUCCGGCCUCCGGGAAACGAAAUUUUUCCGCUACACCUCCCGAAAGUCGACCACCAGCGAAUCACGCAGACACUGCAGAAAGCAAGCAAACGCAUUUCGGAAGUGAAGAAAACGGCUGGUCCUACUUUGUCCGCGGCGGUUGCGGGCGCAGAAUUUGUCUCCAAGUUGGUGUUGGCGUUGAGCGGUGCCAGUAAUGGAGGAAGAAAUUCAAACAUUGUGGAGAAAGAGAAUCCUAAUUCAGGAGUACUAUCAGCAGGAGCAGCUACUUCAUCUCCCGCGUCAAACAGGAACAAGAACGCUGUCCUACCCCUCCAAAGCAGCAUGGUCCCGUAUCAGUCUACUUCUCCCUGGAGAAACAAGAGCCCACAACUUUUGCCUCCUGUUGCAGGAGGAGCAACAGGAGCAUCAGCAGGAGCAGCUCCUUUGAAGAUGUCUACCAAAACGAUCCGCGAGUGCUGCUUCAUCGAGAACACGUGCCUUCCCGGAGCGAGGUUUUCCGCGAUGCCGGUUUUGCUGGGGGCAGACGGGGUGCAAGAAAUUUUACACGUGGAGUUGGCGUAUGCGUUGCAAAUAUAGUACGUGGUCUGCAGCGGCCUCCUCCUCCUCCUCUCGAAGAUCUUCAUUGAUGCCAGACUUCUUGCCAUGACUCGGGACGACUUUGUGAUGCGCGACAGCGUCCUCGAAAAGGCCUUGCGGAGGUUCGUCGUGAAAGCAAAGACGACACGACAGCUUUAGAUGCAGAAUGCGCAACACAAAACAGCUCUCCGAAAAUUUGUCAUGCUUCGCUGCGUGUUGAAGUUGAUGCCGUAUGUUCCUCAUCAUGAUCAUUCAAUUUCUAGCAAUCCACCAGAGGACCACCCAGACUACAAACUACUUUUGCAGUGGAUAUGUGCACCCUGAGCGAAUCGGAGCAGGACCAGAUAAAAAAGAUGCUGCCGACGUAUCCAUGGUGAAUUUUUUCCCCUACAGGAGGUCGUACAAAUGAGGUUUCCGCAUGACAAAAUCAUUUGCCUUCAGCAAUCCCAUUCACCAUGACAAGUGCGGACACACUCUAAGAAAGUUGGUGCAUCAAUUUGUCAUGCAUUUCGUGCAGGUACGGGAAUAAAUUUGCAUUGCAUAAGACGCUGGUGGAACACAUCGAGUCCGGCCGGGAGCUGGCGUUGGAACUGCUGCAGAACUCCUUGACCAGCUCGGAAGAGGAAGAGGCCAUGCAAAGCUAUGAGAGUACACAACUCCCUCUCCCCAUAAUUUCUAAUGCAAAAUACCAAAGAACCCAUAUCUUGCCUGUAAGUACAGUUUGCAUGACAAAUUUUGGAACCUUCACCUCCUGCAGUACUAGAAUACGACAUGCCGCAUGUAUUGUCAUGCGGAAGUCACAUUCCAGGCGUUGCUUGUAUUGCUGUUCAUGCCAUACAAACGAGGGGCAGGGGGAGUUGUGCACUCUCAUAAAAGCGGCCUAGAAAACAUCAACGACGAAGGAGGGCUGGAACAGCAAGGGGGGACAACGUCUAACAACCAAAGCUAUUACAAUGAAAAAUGCCCCCUCCCCAUAUCAAAACGGAAAUCUGUGAUGCAGAUUUGUGGUCACAAAUCAGCUAGAAGGCAAAAGAGGCGGACUGUAGUGCUGCGUAGCGUGGGAAAGCCUUGCAGCUCCAGGAUGACAGGAGGCAACUGGAAGCGGGAAACAGCAUGACAGAUUACCUGCAAUUUAGGCCGCAGCUUCGUCUCGUCUUGGACUUCUAGCAAUACAAGUCGAUUUGUGUACUCAGAUACAGCAUCACAAAUUCGCGCGUCUUCCGUUUCCGAUAUGGGGUGGGGGCUUUUUUCACUUCGAUAAAAGCAGGAGCGCAACCAGAAGUGCCUCGGACGAUAUGGAGACAGGCAACUACGGCGGUGGUGUUCUACUUGGGGCCGCUGCUGCUGCUGCUGGUGCUGCUACAAGGACUUCGAAUAAAGUGAUAAACUCCGCACGCGGAGGACGUCGAGGAGCGGGAGGUGUCUCUUCUUCAAAUUUAUCCUGUGCAGAAGUAUCGUACUCGUAGUAAUUGCAAUGAUGCAUUACAAGUUUUUUCCUCAACGUAAAUCCGCAUUACAAAUUUUAUUUCUCAUGCUGAGGGAAUUUGUCAUGCAUUUUUACGAGUGCGAUACUUCUGCAAUUCAUAAAAUUUUCUUCUAACCGCGUCAACCCGCGUUGUUCCGAACUCCGCCAGACUGUCGACCAGGCCGCUUUAUGCAUUGCAAAAGUAACGUACUCGUACUAAUUGCGUUUAUGCAUUACAAAUCUCUUUAUUAAGGCAAAUCCGCAUUACAAAUUUAACUUGUAACAACUUAUACUCGUACGAUACUUUUGCACAGGAUACGCUUGUGCAACCUGCAACGUUCUUGGGAGCGGGUUCUACUGCUGGGCCACCAGUGCGGGGCCGGUAUAGAAGAUAUAUUGGCCUUUCUUGUGGGUAUUCUAUUGAUGGUGGUGUUCUUGGGGCGUACUGUUCUUUGUCUUGUGGCAUGUAUUGUCGCUGUAGGAAUAUUACAUUAAGUAUAAGAAUUUUAUUUUUAUACUUUCGCUCUAAUUUUUCUGUUUGCUCCACCUCCUUCAGGUCGCCACGCCCGGCUUUGAACAUGAACGCAAGACCUCGCUCCACCAGUCUCUCCAUCGUCCAGCCACAAUUCCCGCUCAACACGGGCGGACUCGGCGGGAACCAAUCGCUGUCCAAAACCUCCGCUCCUCCCGCAGUGUCGUCGGUCAGUAGCCGAAGUGCGGCAGGAACAUCAGUGCCGGAUCUAUGACAGAGAAAAGUUCUUGACGUUCAAGGAGCUUUUUGUGAUGCAAGAGCAAGAACGUGCGUAACAAGUAAAAAAAAUACUGUGAGAUCUCUACUGCAUAUUAGCAUGAUGCACGGUAGAAGAUGAAAGUUGAGGAAGAGUGAGAAUCUGUAGUCACGUCUGCCUGCAAUCUGUCGAAACGACCCCUAAGCAACGCUAGCACUUUUCUCAUUGAUAGGAUCAGCAGCAAUCUCAGAAAGCACCACCUCUCGUCGCACAGGCAAAACUCGGCGUCGCCCCAUCUGCGGCGCAAAUUUCCGACGGGAAGACUGCUGCCGCGAAAGCUUGCGAGAUGAUGCGGACCUCUACCAAUAAGCAGCCUGCCCUCGCUCCCGCCGCGGCGGUUCCAAAUUACCAAGCCAGUGACCAUUUGCGGUCGGUCCUGCAGCCGGCCCUGUCAGUGCCGAGGCUGGACUUUCCACAGGGACCUUCUACGACAAUAGGAGCAAAGAAGCUGAGCGCUGAGAAUGUGACGGGCGGGGGCGGUGCAAUCGGGGUUUCGGUUCCUACAGCUGCAUCGACGUCCGGAACAAAUACAACUAGGGAACAACGAGGGUACAAGCCGAUGUUCUCCACCACUCUGCUGGGAAGUACAAAUUUGUCGACCUCGAAGACGGUUGGAGGUGGCGCGGUGGCCCACCAGCAGCAGCAGCAGCAGCAAUACAAGCUUCAAUUUGGACCGAAACUUGUUGGAGGAACUGCUACUGCAGCAGCAUUGUCAUCAAUCACUAGUAGAAGUAAGGAGCCACAGCAGGAGCCGCAACAAGAAGAACAUCAGAGUCUUCAAAACAUCAUUUCAAACGCUCGCACAAUCAUCAGCACUACAACAGGCGGGCCACCACCAGUGCCUCAACGUUUCCAACAAGAACUGCUACCAGAACCAGUGGAAGUGGUGGCGACGCCGAAUAGUGAAGGUGGACAAAAAGCACUGCAUAAGGAACAACCAGAAGGAGCGCCUAGUGAAGACAAGGGUCCAAACUACGCAGAUGCACCAGCACCAGCCGCGACGCAAAACCGCGUCCUCGGAUCGUCAGAUGAAGACGAGAUGCACCAUCGCUCGCACGCACGAGAGGGCAACUUCUUCGCGCAGCCCGAUGGCAGUGUGCUCCCAGCGAGCGCUAUGAGAGUGCACAAGUUCAUCCCCUCCUCCUCAUUUGUAAUGCAAAAUAUCAAUAAUUUCAAACUGUUUACAUGACAGAUUCAUCCGGAUCUUCAUGCCCUCCAAACAGUACAAGUACUAUUUUAAUAGGCGCAUGAAGAACUUGCCAUGCACAGGCUCCACAGAUGUGACUGUUUGUAUUGCUGUCCAUGCAAAGAUACAAAUGCGGGGGAGGGGGACGAGUUGUGCACUGUCAUAAGUGCGAAGAAACCCGGACAGUCAGCGACGACGUUUGAAGAGCAUCUGGAGAGAAUGAAGCGCCUGUCGGAAAGCUUGAGCAAACAGUCAAACAACUCGAAGGCUUCGAAUGAGAUGAAUAUGGAUUACAAAAAUGUCUGGGUCUGCAAGAUUGCAACUUGUCAUGCUGUCUUUGGAUUCCAAAAAAAUCUGUAUUGCGUGACCAGCAACAGGAGUCCAGUUUGUGUUACGCGGACGAGAGGGCAUUUCAUUCUCAUGCGGAAUAGGCAUCAGGAAGCCCUCUAGAAAUCUGUGAUGCUAGAUCAUGCAUUACAUGCGUCAUGGAUCAUACAAAAUAUGCAUCACAAAUCCCGGAAUCUUCCAGACCCAGACACUUUUGCAUUUGAUAAUGAAUCCAAAGGAUCAACAGGAGCUGGCGUCCGUGUCCAGUAAGGAAAUUUCCACACUGUACGAUAUCCUGUGCAAAAGUAUCGUACUCGUACAAAUGCUAAUGCAAGGCUUGCUUUACAAAUCUUGUUUCCAAGGUAAAUCUGCAUUGCAAAUUUUAUUUCUCAUGCUGAGGAAAUUUGUAAUGCAUUUAUACGAGUACGAUACUUUUGCAGUUCAUAUACGAGGAGUUUCAACAGUUGAAGCGACAAGUGAAACAGCAGGGGAUGGUGUUUGAUAGUAGUGAAGAUAUAGGCACCACUGGAAAAAAUACAACAAAUAACAUCGACAACGCCACCAGCACUUCUUCAGCAAGCAACAACAUUUUUGGAAAAAAACUACAACCGGUCGGCAACAGUCUAGAGGACCUGGAUAUGCAUUGCAAAAAUGUCUGGGUCUGGAAACUUGUGAUGCUAAAAUGUGGAUGAUGGAAACAGUUCCGAAUGCAACUACACAGCAUGACAGCUUUUCAGAACACUUUCUCAUAGGAAAUUCGCAUGAGAAACCGCGUUUUUGCAUGUACAAAGAAAAGAGGCUGCGACUUUUGUUGGCUAUGCAAUACAGAUUUCCGUGGUAUGGAGAGCUAGCAUUACAAGUUGCAACCUUGUUCCGGACCCAGACAUUUUUGCAGUUGAUACUGGACGCCUUACUUGUGUCCACCGUGCAAAACUUUGCCACGUCGCCGUUGCCAGAGAGAACACAAGAAGAUAUGAGAGUGCACAACUACUCCCCCUCUUCCUCAUUUGAAGGGCAUGAACAGCAACAGAAGCAAUGCCACAGAUGUAGUUAUCCGGACGCCGAUUGUAGUCCUGUUGGAGCUGCGUCCAAAAUUUGUCAUGCGCAGAGCGCCUGCAGCUGCAAGGCAAGAUCGAUGUGGAUCAUUCGACGGUAUUUCGCAUAUACAAAUGAGGGGGACGAGGAAGAGUAGUUGUGCACAGCCAUAGAGGAGUCCCGGUUUCUAUCCAAGAAAAAAACAGUGUUAGUGUAACUUUCUUUGGUUGCCAGCAUCACAAAUUUGCUCUACAUGACAGAGAAAAUCUCUCAUGCGCGGUUUGUAAGGGAAAACACACAUGAAAAGAGGACUUCAUGGCUGUCUGGCAUGACAGGUGUAACUCUGUUGCAUAUUCUGCAUUACAGAGUUACACUUACACAGUUUUUUUCUUGCAUAGUUUCUGGAAGACAUGCAGCUGUUGAAAAAGAUGGCGGAGUGUGAAAUGCUAUGCUGUGCAAAAGUAUCGUACUCGUACUAAUCGCAUUCAUGCAUUACAAAUCUUGCUGUCAAGGUAAAUCCGCAUUACAAAUUUUCUUUCUCAUGCUGAGGAAAUUUGUCAUGCAUUUAUACGAGUACGAUACUUUUGCAAUGCAUAAAUGCAAAUAUGUCUGGGUCUGGAAGAACAACAAGAGUGGAACCUGUGUUGUGCUGUGUCUUGGAUUUCUGGAAAAUCUGUAUAGCAUGACCAACACAAAAGAGCCUUCUUCUUCUUCUUUUGUCAUGCAAAAGCGAGCAGCAUCCGCAUCGCCACGAGCUCAAGCACAACUCCGCAUCACAAGUUUCCAGAUGCCCAGACACAUUUGCCUUUGAUACGGAGGAGAACCCGAACAAACCCCCGCCGGCCGAAGCGAUUGAAGUGCUAAAGCGGGUAAGACAAACGUUGGCGGGACAAGAAGGGAUCUUAACGACGGCGGGGCGAAGUCAAGACCGCACAGGUACAGGAGACGUUGCAUCUUCUGGCGCGAAGAAGUCUCAAAGUCCAAAGCCGUUUGGUGCUGCAGCUGGCGGUAUGAUCAGCAGAGGACAAGCGUUGUCGAAAGGAGGCCGACAGAUUGUCGUAGAAGCAGGGGACGAGGUAUGGAUUGCAAAAGUGUCUGGGUCUGGAAGAGCCAAACUUGUGAUGCUGCAUCUGGAUGCUCAAAAAGUCUGUAUUGCACGAGCAGCAAGAGGAGUCAAAUUUGGCUACGCGGAGAAGGCAUUUGUCAUGCAGGACGCGCAUCGAUAAGCAUAAGCGCUCAAAUAAAAAUCUGUGAUGUUAUUGCAUACAACAACAGAGACAUCAUGGAUCAUGGAAAAUGUGCAUGACAAACUUCUCCUCUUCCAGACCCAGACAUUUUUACAUUUGAUAGGAGGCGGGUGUCACGACCGCAGGUGACGAGGAUGACAAAGCUGGUCCCUCUACCCAGCUAUCAAGUACAAAUAGGUGAUGUGCGGGUCUGGAGGAAACCUAAAAAAAAAUGAUGCCGAAUGGUCAUGAUUGAGUGUGCCUUUCCUUUUGAGCGCGCCGAAGCAUGACAAAUUUUUCAAAUGACGGUAGUUUCUUUCUCGUCUGAUGCGCAGUGCGCAUUUACAAAAUGCAACUUUGCAUGACUAAAGUCAGUGUGACGCUUUUGCGCCAAUGCAGAUUUUUCAGAAGUGGAGGUGCAAGACACGCAAUAGGAGUGAGUCCAGCCUUUGCCUUUCGUACAGAACACCAGACACAUUUGCAAUGCAUACCAGCAUCACGAUUCGCAGAUCGGGUUUGGGAACUCCGCCGCUCUGGGAACGUAUCACAGGAAAAAGUGGUAACGUUGUCGGUUUUAGGGUAUUGCAUUCCUGCAUGACACAUUUUCGCGUAUCAUGCAUGUUAUGCAAUACAAAUUUGGGGCUGCUGGGGAUCAUUUCUCCUGCGCUCCCGCAUGCCAAAUUCCUUUGCCGUUAACGCUUUUUGGUGUGAUAGUACGAAGUCGCCAAACAUCGCCGCCUCUCGAGAAGCGAAGGAGAAGGCACAGCAAGCGACGAUGGAAGUGAAAGGGUUGAUGGACCAGCUAGACAAAUCCGCUGCGGUGGUAACCGCCCAGGAGGAAAAAGCCACGCAGCCACCGCAGCAGCUUUCCCCGCUUGCAAACAGUCACCCGCGGUAUCAAGUUCACAACACUGCAGAGGCGCUGCAAAUUACAACUUCGUCGUCUACUCCCGGAAAGAAGGGGAGUUUGAAGAAUAGCAUGAACGCCAGGAAUAUCCACAGAAAAAAAUCUAUGUCUAUCCCCAUCCAAAUCCAAUUUGUCAUGGAAAACAUGCAUAAAAUCCAGCGCCUAUCAUUCAAAAAAUGGUUGUGGAUGGGUUAUUCUUAUUUUUUUUGUGGAUAAGGAAAGGACUGCCAACAUCUUCCGCGACAACUGCAACCUCAACUGUCGGUGCGCCCACCACUCCGCUGACCACGGAGCCAGCGCCGGGGAGGAAGCCCACUGUCGUGCCGAUCUCCGCGGGGGAUGGCAGCACCGUCGCGAGUACUACAGCAGGUGGUGCCACAACCACCACCGCCCGGACGUCCGACCCCUCGAAGCAAGGAAAAAAGAAGGGACAGCCCGGCGGCAGCAGAGACGGCGCCAGUUUGACUGUUGGAGGUGGAACAACAGCAGGAGCGCCCGCAAAGGGACCAACAUCCUCGUCGGGAGCUGCUGCAACAGCUGGCGUUGCGAAUAAACCCACGCCCUCUGCUGGUAAAGGUCCCGAAGCCGCGCGGCAGCGAGCUUUGCAGCAGGCGGCCGCAUCUUCCCCCGCGAGGCUCCCGGCGGACGUGCACAGCGUGACGCUGAAAGAACCCCACUACGCGCCCGCGAUGUCGUAUGACAGCCUCAGAACGGAAAUCCUCAAAGUGGAAAUGAUUUGUAAUGCAAAAAAACGACUCCAGUUGGAGCGCCCUUUCUAGUCGGCGCAUGACAAAUUUACGGGGCACUCAAAGUAUGUCUUUCAUGCUAGUCAGGGCAAAGGGGUGCCCUUCUCUCGUGCUGAUCAGCAGCCCAAUUCUGAACCCGUAGAAGCACAAUAGUCGGCUUCCAUUGCGCCCUCUGCAAUGCAGUUGCUUUGGUGUCGCAUUUCUUGCAUCGCAAAUUAUUUCCACUUCUCAGAAUUUCCAUUCUGAGGCUUUCAUAUGUCGGUGUUGAAGUCCGCGAAUUCUCCGGUAAGGCCGAACCCACCCAUAUCCUGAGUAAAAACGUCCCCACACCAGAGUUGUAACGCAGAUUUGCAAAGACAGGAAGACUUGUAAUGCGCAUCCCCAUGAGAUCCAUUUCCAGUCGUGUUUUGGAAUUUGUGAUGCUGUGAACAGGAUGAGCAGAUGAAUCUGUGAUGCAGCUGGCCUUGCUAACCUGCACUACACUGCAGAUUGGAACUUGUCAUGCGUGACUCGUUUUGUGUGAGGAGUAUAGUGGGGAGUGCCAGGUCCAUAGGGCCCGGGGGGGCGGCGUCUUCGGGUUGAUCAAUUCACCUGAUACACAAUGUCCCGCCCGCAGUAGCACAGUCUGUUUAUGUCAUGCGUGACUCGUAAAACUCCUCGGCUUGUGUUGCAAAAUCCCCAUCCUGACUCUGGUGUGGGUACGUUUUUACUCAGGAUAACCCACCAGCGCGCUGCGGGCGGCUGGGCAGGGCACGAGCAGCGGAUCCCCCACGGCACAGCACGUAGUAGCUGGCAUGAUCCAAAGUGGGAAGUCCGGCGGCGCGGUUGGGUCGAAGCCGAUGGGGAAGCGGUCGAUGAACUCCAGGAAAGACGGACCGCCGGACGCUCCGGCCUCGAGACGGGUGUUGUGA
This is a messenger RNA of Amoebophrya sp. A120, 11850 nucleotides long. Lineage: Eukaryota; Dinophyceae; Syndiniales; Amoebophryaceae. The record is from the annotation of a GenBank genome assembly.